This is a messenger RNA of Carassius auratus (goldfish), 1041 nucleotides long. RefSeq names its product adenylate cyclase type 9-like. Gene Ontology annotation, molecular function: adenylate cyclase activity. The transcript has 8 exons. Gene Ontology annotation, cellular component: plasma membrane. Bases 1 to 1041 code for a protein of 346 amino acids. Gene Ontology annotation, biological process: adenylate cyclase-activating G protein-coupled receptor signaling pathway. The record is from RefSeq and is a predicted model, not a curated record. Lineage: Eukaryota; Metazoa; Chordata; Actinopteri; Cypriniformes; Cyprinidae.
AUGUGGAGCGGCACAGUGACUUUAUGCCAGAUCUGUUGGUCCAUGCCAGCUCGUGCCAGAGCGCCGCUGCUGUUCGCUGACAGGAAGGUGAAGCUGGCCCAGUGGAGCUGCCCUCCAUCUGCUCUGGUGGCUCCUGAGCUCACAAAGUCUCUCAGUGCCUCGUCCUUCAGCCACAGCCCUGACAUCACAUCCUCUGCCUGUGCUCUGACCCCUGCCCCGGACAGAGCUAAGUUGGCCUGUCCCUCGUGUGGUGUGUUAGCUUCUGAAAACGGGGCGGUUCACAAAAACAGCUGCUCAGAUCCUGAUCACAAAACCGUCAAAAGCAAGGGACCACCUGGCAGGAGUCCCAAGACCCUUAAUGGCCUGUUAAGCCCUCAUCUGGAGCAGCCGCUGACACACAGCCAGACCUCUCUGUGCGAGAUGCUGCAGGAAAAGGAGAAGAAGUGGCCCGGAGGCAGCAUGGGAACCAUGGACCACUCCGCCCUCAUCCCACUGCGCUCCAAAAACUUCCGCGAGAGGAGCGACGCUCACUUCGUGGAUGUGAUAAAAGAGGACAGUCUGAUGAAAGAUUACUUCUUCAGACCGCCCAUCAACAAGUUGAGCCACACUUUCAUAGACAAAUCCCUGGAGUCGGCUUACAGAACCAGCUACCAGGAUGAGGUUAAGACACAGGCUCCUGUCCAGACGUUUGCCAGUCCAACGUUCAGCUCUUUUCUAGACAUGCUGCUGUGCUGUUGUGUUCUGCUGGCUCUCUCUGUGGCCUGCCUCCUGCGACCGCUGGUUACCCAGCAGCCCCUGCCCACACCGGCCCUCAUAGUGGCCGCAGUUGCAGCUGUGCUUGAAUGUUUGGCCCUAGUGCUGGCUGUACGGCGAGCCUUUUACCUGGACAGAGUGCUGAACUGCACCAGGACCCUCCUCUGGGCCAUUUCCGGCUGGGUUCCCCGUCACAUGAUCGGAGCAGUGCUGGUGUCUUUACCCGCCUUGGCUGUGUUUUCUCAUAUCACCUGCAAUAUGCAUGACUCCAUACAGGGUCACAUAUGA